AUGAGCCUAAGCUGUUUGAGAAAUGUCGCGAGGUGCAAUAUGGUGAAAGUUUCCCCAUCGAGCGUUUUUCUUUCGAAACUUCGGGGACCUUGUGCUGAAAGGGAAGUGUACACGAGUAGCACGCAACAUGCUGUUGUUACACAACAGAACACGAAGCCCGACUGGAACCGAGCCGUGAGCGAGGCUGAGAAGAUUGUUGGCUACCCCACAUCAUUUCUGAGCCUUCGAUGGGUGCUGAGCGAUGAGAUCGCGAACGUUGCCCUCCAUUUGAGAAAAUUAGUUGGCAGCAAUCACCCUCUUUUAAAAACGGCUAAGAACUUGAUCUACAAUGGGAAGAACAACAUGCAGGCGUGGGGUCUCAUUGUCCUGCUGGUAUCAAAAGCAGCUGGCCAUAGUCCUGAAAUACCCGACAUGGAGCAGGAUAAAGCUGCUGGUGUUUUGCAUAGCCAACGCGCGCUGGCAGAGGUGACGGAGAUGAUCCGCACGUCGCACCUGGUGCACAAGGGGCUCGUGAACAUGAACGCGCCGAAGAUAGGUCCCGGCGACCCCGACGAUAUGAUGUUUGGCAACAAGAUCGCCCUCCUCGGCGGCGACUAUCUCCUCGCAAACUCCUGUUCUGAACUCGCCAAUCUUAGAAAUCAAGAGCUGGUUGAGCUAAUGUCAUCGGCCGUACGAGAUUUAGCCGAGGCGGAGUUCCUGGGGGAGCGUGAUGAACAGAACAACCCGUUGCCUUCCCGUCCGUUGCCUGAGGAGCAAAGAGAGGCUGCUUCAGAAUGGGAGUGUGUACUACAACCGCUGCCUAUGAACGGUGUACGGGGUUGCGCGCGACGGGAAUGGGUGGCGCGGCACGUGCUGGCGGCGGGGGCGCUGCUUGGCAAGAGCUGCUCGGCCGCGCUAAAGCUGGCUGGUCACGCCUCCGCACUCCAGACACAGGGCUACCUCUUCGGCUGCCACUUGGCACUAGCGUGGCAGGCGUUCCUAGAUCUGGAGGCGUUCUCUGGGCCGGAGCCGCGCAGCUUCUCACUAGUGGGUGCGCCACUCGCCUUCACCCUGCAGGCCAGACCGCAGCUCUACGAGCUCAUAGAGCAGGGCCGACGUAGUGUGCACGAUGUCGAUUACCACGCUCUGUACCAGGCGGUGCUGGAGGGCGACGGCAUCGAGCAGACCAAGCAGCUGCAGCGCGAGCACAUCAGCACGGCGUGCGAGGUGCUCGACAGCUUCCCCAACUGCGACGCGCGCACCGCGCUCGCCAACAUCAUCGUCGCCAUGCACCCCUAG
Parnassius mnemosyne (clouded apollo) is the source of this 1278-nucleotide messenger RNA. NCBI's taxonomy places the organism in Eukaryota, Metazoa, Arthropoda, Insecta, Lepidoptera, Papilionidae. The record is from the annotation of a GenBank genome assembly.